AUGUGGUUUAUCCUGAUAUCUGUGGCCAUCAUAGCCAUAACUCUGCUAAUUCGGAAACAAUAUAACUACUGGGAGCGUCAAGGUAUACCAAGCGAUAAGCCGGUUAUACCCUUCGGGUCGAUAAAGGACACCAUACUCGGUAAAAAGGAUGUCGGUUCCGCGAUUCACGAUCUUUACAAAGGCUACAGAGAGCGUUUCGUUGGAAUUUAUCUGUUCUUCAAACCAACCCUGCUGAUAUGCGAUCUGGACCUAGCGCGGCAAAUUCUAAUGCAAAAUUUCGUGAGCUUCCACGAUCGUGGCAUUGAUUCAACCAUAUGCGAAGAUCUUUUCUCGAUGCGCGAUACAAGUUGGAAGAAUUUGCGUAACAAACUGACACCACUUUUCUCGAGCGGCAAGCUGAAGGCAAUGCUGCCGACGGUUAACGAUGUCGGAGCCAAACUAUUAAAUCACUUAGAUAGACAAUUGGAUGGCAAAAGCGUAGUGGAGGUCGAGAUAAAGGACGUGAUGAUUACCUAUGCGGUUGAUAUUGUUGGUUCAGUAUUCUUCGGAAUGGACGUUGAUAGCUUCCAAAAUCCCACAAACGAAUACCGCAAAGUGAUUAAACAAGUGCUUUCGCCGUCGGCUUGGCUGGACAAGAUAAAAACGGUGGCGUUUUUUGUUUGCCCGCCAGUAUCAACCUUCAUGGAGAAUUGCGGCUACAUAUCCAACGGAGUCGUGGAAAUACGCGAAAUUAUCAAGCGCGUUGUGAAUUUACGCGAGCAAAAAAAUGUUGUGCGUCGUGACUUUCUUCAGCUACUCUUGCAAUUGCGGAAUUGCAAUAAAAUUACUGAUGAUGAGAAUUUCAGUUUGGAGAAUACAUCGGAAGAUACCAAGUCCAUGUCCAUCGAAAUAAUAGGCGACCAGUGCUUAAGUUUCUAUAUUGCGGGUAGUGAGAGCACAUCACUUACGGCGUCCCAUACACUGUACCCAGAGCUGUUAACAGAAGCUGUGGCAGAAGUUGACUCUGUUCUGACGAGACAUAGUCUAACACCAAGUGACCCACUCACUUAUGAGGCCAUACAGGACAUGAAGUUCGUAGAACUCUGCACCAAGGAAACCCUACGUAAAUACCCAGCCUUGCCGUUUCUAAAUCGAGAAUGUACACAGGACUUCGAAAUUCCCAACAGUGAUUACACAAUCAAAAAAGGUACGGCAAUCUUGAUUUCACUUCUUGGGCUGCACUAUGAUCCAGAGCAUUUCCCGAAUCCACACAAAUACGAAUACAAGCAGAUGGAAUUCGAGUUUAGUAAUGGCGUUUCACCUAUCAUUAAGGGUGGAGUGAAACUAAAGAUAUCAAAGAGGAUUCAAUAG
Messenger RNA from Rhagoletis zephyria (snowberry fruit fly), 1350 nucleotides. Its product is annotated as probable cytochrome P450 6d2. Lineage: Eukaryota; Metazoa; Arthropoda; Insecta; Diptera; Tephritidae. The record is from RefSeq and is a predicted model, not a curated record. Gene Ontology annotation, molecular function: heme binding; iron ion binding; monooxygenase activity.